UUUUGUAGCCUUGUGGUAAAGAGGUGUGGAAAAAUGGCAAAGAGAAUUGCAGAGAAGGAACUGACUGACAGAAACUGGGAUCAGGAGGAUGAAGCUGAGGAGGUGGGAACGUUUUCAGUAGCUAGUGAAGAAGUCCUGAAGAACAGAGCUAUUAAGAAAGCAAAGCGCCGAAAUGUUGGAUCGGAGUCGGAAAGUGGAGGAGCUUUUAAAGGGUUUAAAGGCUUUAUAUUGCCUUCUGGAAAAGGAGGAGGUGGCUUCAGCGGAUUUGGUAAUGGUGCAGGAAUAAAGUCUUUAGAUGGGCUGUCUAAUGGAAGCAGUAGUGUCUCUAGCACUCCUUCGUUCAGCAGUUUAAAGACCACCUCCGAAACACAAUCGGCGUUCGGAUCCACAAUGUCAAAUGGCCCUACUACUACUGCAUUUACCGAGAAAAAGGCUGCGAGCCCAAAAGCUAAUGGUGGCAGUCAACCGUCCUCAUCUGGAUACACUCAGAGCAAAGUUUGUAGCUCUAGUGUUUACCACAAACAGUUAGCAGCUUUAAACUGUUCUGUGCGUGACUGGAUAGUUAAGCACGUCAACACAAACCCACUUUGUGACCUGACACCCAUCUUUAGAGACUAUGAGAAGUAUUUAGCAAACAUUGAACAGCAACACGGCGGCAGUAGCGACAGUGGCUCUGAAAAUGAAAGCAACAAGACACCUGGCUCUCAGCCUGCUUCUACAUUUGGUAAUUCAAAGCUACAGCAAGGAUCAACAUUUUUGUUUAACAACAACAAAAGCGAGGAUACAUCGGACAAAAAACCUGAAGCUGCAUCAGAAAAAAAAGACCCGUUGUUAGGAGCUACGUCCACCGUCUCGUUUAAUUUUGGCAAGAGUGUCGACAGUUCUGUUUUGGGUUCCCUUGGUUCAGGAACACUUAGUAGUUUCUCAUUUUCUCCUGGGAAUUCAGGUUUGUUUGGAAAAGAUGCAAACCAGGCUAAGUCUGUCACUGCAGUAUCCACCAAUGUCUUGGAAGCUCAGACAGAAAGCGGCAAUGGUGAUGAUAAAGGAGGAGAAGAGGACGAAGAAGAGCCACCAAAAGUCAUUGUUAAUGAAAUAAAAGAGGAUGAUGCUUUCUACUCCAAGAAGUGCAAACUGUUCUACAAAAAGGAUAAUGAAUUUAAAGAGAAAGGUGUAGGAACAUUACACUUAAAACCAGCAGGAAAUGAAAAAACUCAACUCCUAGUCCGAGCUGAUACUAAUUUAGGAAACAUCCUGUUGAAUGUUCUCAUUCCACCUAAGAUGCCGUGUACGAGAACCGGAAAAAACAACGUUCUUAUAGUUUGUGUUCCAAACCCUCCGAUUGAUGAGAAGAAUCCAGCUGUUCCUGUCACUAUGUUAAUAAGGGUGAAAACAAGUGAGGAUGCAGAUGAGUUGCACAAAAUCUUACUGGAGAAAAAGGAGGCUUAAAUAAGUUGCAGUCAGUUUUUUUUUUUUUUUUUUUUUUCCUUCCAUUAACUUCACUUGAACACUUAACUCUUUACUCUGAUAUUAAGAACUGUUAGAGGAAUUCUGGGAAAAAAUUCUGUGAGGAAAAGCUAAACUAGCUAAUAAAAGCUUUAAAUAGAACACAAGUGUUGGACUGUGCUCCCUCAUUUGUCAACAUCUAAAAUGUGGGACCUCUUCUGGAUAAAGCACUUAGCAAUUAAAAUUUUCAAGUGUGUUUUUAACACCGAUUUGACUGAACGGACUGAAAUCAGAGUACAAAAACCUGGUACCAGAGCUUCCUCACAAACUGCACUGCAAUGCAACAGCCUCCUCUUUGGAGAAGGGAGGGUGGCGUUGAACUCUCAAAACUGUUUCUAGGCUCCGGAUUUUUAAUUUUCAUUGGUCUGUCGUAUUCUGGUGAGACUUAAAUUUUUUUCAAACUUGGUGACACUGACAUACCCACCACUGCUAGUGUAUAUUGUACUGUGUUUUAAGUCUUACAGACUCGUGUGCUUUUGGGACUCGGAGACUGCAUCUCCAACUAUUUAAGAGAAAAUUUUGCUUGCGUAGUCUUGUUGACAAUAGUGUCUCUUAGAGAAGAACCGUCAGUUCUGUUCUUACUGUAGCAACAAGCUAAUGAUGUGCAAUAGUACAAGCAGACAACUGGAAGACUGUUUAAUCUUGGACCACGACGGCAGCUGGCGUUGCCUGACUCUGGAGGAGUCAGGCAGAGGGUUGCACUGCCAUUCCGGACCCUCGGAGCUCCUCUUCCCUCCUCCCUCGGGCUAAAACUCAAACCCAGCAGAGGCAGAGUUGGAAAUGUUGUACUUGUCUUGCUACUAGGACUUUUCUGAAGAUAGCUAGCUCUUUUCACAAAUUUCAGGAUUUUUAUAGACCUUUAUAUUGCCUCUGGCCAUUACUGAGAAUACAUGCAUAAAUGUGUGUGUGGUUGUGUGUGUGUGGAAUUAUUCUUCCCAUGUGCUAAAACAACAGUGCUUUACUGCAUUACAUUGAGUAAAGCGGCAGUUAGCAGCUUUAGGACAAGCCUUCUGGGGUGAGUAGGGAGCACUGGGUUAAUCUAUAACUUAGUUUUCAGCUGUGUUAAAAUUAACCCUGUGGCAAUAAUUUGUGGAUCAGAAUAUUCUGUUCUCAGCUUCCAUCUCAACUUUAUCAGGCCUUGUUUGGUUAUUGAAUCAGUUUCUUUUUUCAAGUGGUGUUUGCUGGUAACUCCUCCCCCUAAUAAUUGGUUUUCUGCUUUACUUCCAGCCCGGGAAGCUAUCCUAGAGCUAGAUGUUACUAGUUAAACUUCAACUGCUCUCAGCCCUGGCACGCUGACCAGCUCUGGGGAGGUGGAAGGAACGGCCUGACCUGCCUCUGGCUAACGCAGCACAGAGAAAAAUCCCCUUUUUUAAAAAAGAAAGCAGUGUGAUGCAAUUCUGCCAGGGCCCUGGGAACCCACCCUAGUGGCACUCCUGGGGUGGAGAAGCAGCAGCACCAUUUGAUGAGAUGCAGCAUGUUGUACCUGCUCCCCACUGCUCCUGGCAGGGGGGCAGGCGGCUGCCUUGAGGCCUAAUUCACUGCACAAUUCAGGUUACGGCCUUUUUUUUUUCUUCUUACAUAAAAGGAGAAAAAACUUUAUAGGAUCUGUAGCUCUUUUGACCAAAGUUCAAAAACAAAGGCCUUUGCUUACAUUUCAGUUACACUGAGGUCACAGGAAUUGCAUUUUUAAGUGUAAAGGGAACUCAGAUACCAUUUCAAUUAUUAUUUGAAAUAUAAACUGGUGCCUUUUUUUCUUUUUUCCAUUGGGUCAGUACUUAACCAUUAAAAGUUACAUUACUUUCCUCAAAAUAACAUUCUUUUUGUGUUAGUUUUAAAAAGUCUUGCUGAUACUUAAGUUGGAGGCCAAAAGUUGAACGCACGUGUGUUAAUUGUGUAUGAAUGAAAAGCAGAACCUUGCCUGCAAGUUUAUUAGAGGCUCGGGUUCCAUGUCCAAGGUUAAUUUUGCAUUUGUCUUGUGACUCUGAUGUCUUCAACGUGUCUCCAGGCAGCGAGGUUUGAGGGGCUGGAGCGCGGCAGGCGGUUUUAACUCCAUACAGAUCGUACCCGUGCUCUUGGGUUGGUGUUUGUCUCCUUCCCAAAGCUGAGGGAUGUGUGACUGUUCCCUCAGCCACCAGAACGGGGACCAAUUCCCUUAAAACAAGUCAGAGACAAACGGAAGUUUUCAGUUGUCCUUAGGCUUUGCCUUCCAGGUGAGGCAGCCUUGGGGUACUGCAGGCACCUGCUCAGCCCGGUCUAAAACAUGACGAGUGCCUCGUGUGUCUCUGGGGUGUACGAGCUGAGCAUGGUGUAAGGAAAAAGAAGUAGAAUAAUAAUAAAUUGUGCUGGAAAAAUUAAAUCUUGCACUAUCCCUGGUAGUAAGUAAUAUCCUGUUAGCUGCAGGAAAGACAAACUGAGAUGAGACACCUUAAUUCUUCAGCAGCGUGGUGUAUUUAUCAGUCAAGCUAGGGGAAGGUGUAUAAUUGGAAUGUCAUCUUAAUUAGAAUGUCAGAUAUAUGCAGAAACGUACGAUUUUAAACAUUUUACACAGGGAGAGUUACCAGAACAAGAAUAGGGAAAAAUGUGACUGUAGAAUUUUUUCAUUGGCAUCGUUCAUAGUGACCCUGCGAUGAUCUGCACAAGGAAGCAGAAGUCAAGUCACACACUUUUCACUUGAGUAUUCAGUUAUAAAGCACAACCCUGCUCCAGUACUGUUAUAAAACCACAUUUUUGAUGAUGCUUCUUGUAAGAAAUAUUAAAAUAUGCAAAUACUGCAAAAGGCCAGAGAUGGUUAUGUAGAAAUAAAGGCCUAAAACGAAUUAAAAGUAAAGGUUAGUGGUGAGGUAGAAGUCAGUCUACUAUUGCCUUCCUGAGAACAGGGCCCGUGCUGCAGCAGGAAGGGAUUUUGACCAGAAUUCUAACUCGGAUGAGGCGUUCCUGUGUCUUGGUAGAUACUUACUGUAUUGAACAGGUGGCUCUAAGGUACCUGAGGUUAAAGAUGCAAGUUUCCUCCCUAAUUUCAGUUACUGCCUUCACUCUUCCAGCUGUACGCAGGCGUUGGAGUGUCUUACGGAUCACACCACCUUCCUUCUGCUGUCAUUUUGAAGUUUUCAGCUGCUUAGAAAUCUUUCCCCUCUCACCUCCCCACUCCUUAAACCAGAAAACCAACAUCUCUGCUUCGUUUAAUUCUCCGAAUCAUCUGCAAGGGAGAUUGUUACAGUUGGUUUGAGUUUUAUUAUAUUAAUUUGCUGUAUGCAAAGGUUUGGGGUUUGGUGUGUUGUUUUUUUUCCUAGUGUACUUAAAGUUACCUAUUUGGGAGCACAACUGUGUUCCUGUAAUCCCUUUUGGUUGAUGGAUGUGAAAGUUUAAGUGAAGUUUACAGUUCAAAUAGAACAUGUUGUAGAAAACAAACCAAUUAGGAGGUACGCUUUCCUCAAGGACUUCAGUCAGCUCCCUCUGCAGCACUGUAACAUUUACAAUGUCCUUAAAGACUUUUCUUUCUGAUGCCUUAACUUAUUUGCAUAUGCUAAAAUUUCAUAGCUGGUGCCUGUGUGCAGAAAUUAACUGACAUUACACAAUUCAAAGUGGCAUGAGCUAGUAUAAAUCCAAUGAAAAUGCUGAAUGUGAUGAUUUGUUAAUUGUUAAUAGAUUUCAACCUGCUCUGAAUUGGAUACAUAAGUUUCACAGAACCUGUCACGUAACGAUGUUUUCAUUAAUUCUAAUGCAUUGAGGAAGUGUACAAAAACCCAUGGAAAAUGUGAAUAAACGAAUGGGAGAGAAGUGUCUCGCCUGUGUCCCUUUCCCUUUGACUGUUUAACGCUGUAUUGAUAAUGGGGAUUUUACAGUGGGUUGCUUGCAGGUGAACUCCUACCUAGCAAAUCCCGCCUUGCUAAGCACCAGUUCAGCAAAACUGCCGCCUUCUUGCCAGGGCAGUGAGCUGACACCAUGACUGCAGAGAAACGCUACGAGAGUUGACUGUAGAGAUCAACCUCUCACACUUUCCACGCCAACACUAAAAGAUUAAAGAGCAAAAGUAAGCUGUGUAGAACUUGGGCUGGAUCUAAACUAAAAGUCCUAUCCUAAAGCUGGGCCACAAAGUGAUUCUUCGCUUCAUUGUUUCGUGAUCGUUUGGCCAAACAGGAAAAAA
This is a messenger RNA of Athene cunicularia (burrowing owl), 5647 nucleotides long. It is a transcript of the gene NUP50, whose product is annotated as nucleoporin 50. The record is from RefSeq and is a predicted model, not a curated record. Gene Ontology annotation, cellular component: nuclear pore. Gene Ontology annotation, biological process: protein import into nucleus. The transcript is spliced from 8 exons. Bases 34 to 1446 code for a protein of 470 amino acids. Lineage: Eukaryota; Metazoa; Chordata; Aves; Strigiformes; Strigidae.